AUGUCCCUCGAAGACCAACAAUACCCAUCUUAUAAAGUGGUGGUUCUUGGCGAAUCUUCAGUGGGAAAAACUUCACUAGUUCAUAGAUUUACAUCGAACCGUUUCGAUAGUCGAACUUCCAACACUAUUGGGGCGGCAUUCACUACCAAAGUGCACAGUUCCCCAAACAAACCAGACAAGAAAAUCAAUCUUGAAAUCUGGGACACUGCAGGUCAAGAAAGAUAUAGAUCACUUACACCAAUGUACUAUCGAAACGCAAAGACGGCGUUGGUUUGUUUUGAUAUGGAUAAUGUCGAAUCGACUUUAGAUACUGCUAGGUUCUGGAUUCAACAGUUGGAGCUAAAUAACUCGUCCUCGACAGAGAAUAAAAUAGAAAUACGGCUUGUCGGAACAAAGGCAGACUUAGUCAAGGGAGAUAAGACAGCUUUGGAAGAUCAAGUACGUGAAUUCAUGGCAGAACACAAACUAAUCAGCACGUAUGAUGAGACGAGUUCUAAAAUUAACGAGGGAGUCAUACAACUAUUUACAAAUAUAGUGGAGAAUAUCAGCGACGAAUACGUUCGACUGUUUUAUGAGAACAAGGGUGAUGAUAAUGAUAUAAGAAACUUGCUUGGUCCAAGACAGAUGUCGAGCUGUUGCUAA
Messenger RNA from Lodderomyces orthopsilosis Co 90-125, 642 nucleotides. It is a transcript of the gene YPT53, whose product is annotated as Rab family GTPase. Bases 1 to 642 code for a protein of 213 amino acids. The record is from RefSeq and is a predicted model, not a curated record. Lineage: Eukaryota; Fungi; Ascomycota; Pichiomycetes; Serinales; Debaryomycetaceae. Gene Ontology annotation, molecular function: GTP binding; GTPase activity. The transcript has a single exon.